This is a messenger RNA of Rosa chinensis, 585 nucleotides long. RefSeq names its product 2,3-bisphosphoglycerate-independent phosphoglycerate mutase. The record is from RefSeq and is a predicted model, not a curated record. The transcript is spliced from 3 exons. Bases 41 to 436 code for a protein of 131 amino acids. Lineage: Eukaryota; Viridiplantae; Streptophyta; Magnoliopsida; Rosales; Rosaceae. Gene Ontology annotation, molecular function: manganese ion binding. Gene Ontology annotation, biological process: glucose catabolic process.
CUUUUGGAAUGGGAAUCGCUUUGGAUGCUUUAACCCUGAAAUGGAGGAAUAUGUGGAAAUUCCAAGUGAUAGUGGAAUCUCAUUCAACGUCCAGCCAAAGAUGAAGGCAUUGGAGAUUGCUGAAAAGGCAAGGGAUGCUAUUCUGAGCAAGAAGUUUGAACAGGUACGUGUUAACCUACCCAAUGGGGACAUGGUGCGGCAUACUGGUGACAUUGAGGCCACAAUUGUUGCUUGCAAGGCUGCUGAUCAAGCUGUCAAGGUUCCCAUUGCUAUUGGAGGCCACGGACUGGCACCUGGUUUUCGGUUCCGCAAGGAUCUUCCGAGUGGUGGUCUUGCCAAUGUUGCUGCAACUAUGAUCAAUCUGCAUGGAUUUGAGGCCCCUUCCCAAGAGAACAUAGGGAAAAGAAUUCUCACUCUAUUAUUUCCUAAAUUUUGAUGUUACGUUACAGAUGCCCAUUCAAAGAGGCAUUGACUUCCCUUAUUUUUGUUAAAUAAGUUUGAAAAACUAUGUUUGCUCACAGCUGCUGUGAGAGUACUGGGAUUUGGAGAUGACACAAUAGUUGAGAUGAAAAUGGAUUUUUGCUA